This is a messenger RNA of Xyrauchen texanus (razorback sucker), 4249 nucleotides long. RefSeq names its product neutral sphingomyelinase (N-SMase) activation associated factor (gene nsmaf). NCBI's taxonomy places the organism in Eukaryota, Metazoa, Chordata, Actinopteri, Cypriniformes, Catostomidae. The record is from RefSeq and is a predicted model, not a curated record. Bases 29 to 2761 code for a protein of 910 amino acids. The transcript has 31 exons. Gene Ontology annotation, molecular function: protein binding.
UCUCUCGCGACAGCGGCUGCGGGUCCUCAUGGCUUUCAUCAGGCAGAAUGAUCGCGUCAAAGAAAGAUUUUCACUGUUGUUGUUGGACCUGGAGGAACAUUAUUUUGAACAGCACACAGCAUAUAAUCUGACCAUCAGAGGUACAGAGGCAAACAGACGGACCAGUGGCUCACUAAAGAUAUGUUCCAAAUCUGUCAUUUUUGAGCCUGAUGGCACACCAGGGCCUGUUUUAAAGAUUCCUCUAAAAGACUGCAGAGGAAUAGAGGCAGUGGAGGAAAAUGAGAGCAACCUAUUUAUAGAAAGUAAACCUGCCUGUAUUCUCAUUGAAACCAAGCUGGUCUAUCUAAUUAAAGAAGGAAACGUGGUUGCUCCAUAUAAAUAUGAAAGGGGAGAAAGAAAAUUCAUAUUCCAACUGGAUGAGUCCAGAAAAACAGAGGAUGUUGUUCAGAUAUUACUACAGUUACACAGAGCAACCUGUCUUGAUAAGCUGGGUGACCAGACAGCUAUGAUUGCAGCUAUCUUGCAGUCCAGGUUGGCAAGAACCUCUUUUGAUAAGAACAGUUUUGAGAAUGUAUUCGAGCGGCCACACAUGGAAUGUGAGGCAGAGAUGGUUUCUCCUUUGGUGACGAACGCUGGUCACGUUUGCAUCACUGACCUCAAUCUAUAUUUCCAGCCUAUGAAUGGUUAUCCUGAUGCUGUAGUGCGGAUUGGGUUACACAGCGUUAGAUGGAUCUACAAACGAAGACAUGGACUGAGACCUUUGGGUCUUGAGGUGUUUUGCACAGAGAAUGAUUUGUGCUCCGAUAUCUACCUGAAGUUCUACAAUACUAAAGACAGAGAUGAGCUUUACUACUACAUCGCAACUUUCCUUGAGAAUCAUAUGACUGAACACACAGCAGAGAGCUACAUGCUGCAGUGGCAGAGAGGACACAUCUCCAACUAUCAGUACCUGCUACAUCUCAACAAUCUGGCAGACCGCAGUGUAAAUGAUCUUUCACAGUAUCCUGUGUUCCCCUGGGUCAUAAGUGACUAUAGCAGUGCACAAUUAGACUUGUUGAAUCCUGCUACAUUUCGAGAUCUCAGUAAACCAAUUGGAGCUUUGAAUACAGAAAGACUGGAGAGAUUACUGGAACGUUACAGAGAUAUGCCCGAACCUCGUUUUAUGUACGGCAGUCAUUACUCAUCACCUGGAUAUGUGCUUUUCUACCUCGUCAGAGUUGCUCCAGAACACAUGCUGUGCCUGCAGAAUGGACGCUUCGAUCAUGCGGACAGAAUGUUUAACAGUGUUGGAGAGACAUGGAAGAACUGUUUAGAGGGCGGUACUGACUUCAAAGAGCUGAUUCCUGAGUUCUACGGGAAUGACGGCAGCUUUCUGAAGAAUCUGCAGCAUUUGGAUCUGGGCAGGAGGCAGGGAGGCGGGACAGUUGAAAAUGUUGAGCUUCCUCCAUGGUCAUCAGAUGCAGAUGAGUUCUUACAGAAAAUGCGUUCAGCUCUGGAGAGUCAGUAUGUGUCUGAACAUCUGCAUGAGUGGAUUGAUCUAAUCUUUGGAUUCAAACAGAGAGGAAGUGAAGCUGUGGCUGCCCAUAAUGUUUUCCACCCAUUAACAUAUGAGGGAGGAGUGGACUGUGAUAGUAUUGAGGACCCUGACCAGAAAAUAGCCAUGCUGACUCAGAUUUUGGAGUUUGGUCAAACGCCACGGCAGCUUUUCACCACUCCUCAUCCUCAGAGAAUCACUCCACGCUUCAACAACCUGUCCGCAACACCCAGCCUCAGCAGCAGCGACUUCUCGCCAGUUUCUCCCAGUAUGGAGUCAUUUGAAGACCUCACAGAGGAGAGUAAGAAAAUGGCCUGGAGCAACAUGAACAAACUCACACUGCAGUCCUGCCACAAACUACACAAGGAAGUAGUAACAGACAUUGCUGUGACCCUCAGUGGAGACUUCAUCUUCUCAACAUCUCAAGACUCUACAUUGAAGAUGUUCUCAAAAGAUGGUGCCCUGCAAAGAAGCACAUCCUUCUCCAACAUGGCACUCUCGUCCUGUCUGAUUCUGCCUGAAGAUAAGAUUGUUGUGUGUUCUUCAUGGGACAAUAACGUGUAUUUUUACUCCGUAGCAUAUGGAAGACGACAGGACACGUUGAUGGGUCACGAUGAUGCAGUCAGUCAUAUUUGCUGGAGGGAUGACAGACUUUACACAGCAUCCUGGGAUUCCACUGUGAAGAUUUGGGAGUGUGUAGCAGCUGAAAUAUCAAAUAAUAAAAGGACUCCGUUUGAUCUGGUUGCUGAAUUUGAGCACGAGUCCGGGGUUAAUACUUUAGAUCUCAGUCCAGCUGGCACACUCUUGGCAACGGGCACUAAGGAAGGAACUCUGACUGUCUGGGACAUCACCAGCCCUCUGCCACUCAAUCAGCUCACCUGCCAUUCUGGAAAGAUCCAUCAGGUGGCCUUCAGUCCUGACAGCAGACAUAUUCUAAGUGUUGGUGAGGACUCGUGUUUGGCAGUUACAGAUGUGCAGACAGGCAUGCUCAUUUCUACUGUGCAUACAGAGGAAGAACAGAGGUGCAUGUGUUGGGACGGCAGCACCGUGUUAUCUGGAGGGCUGUCCGGAGAACUCAGUGUGUUGAACCUCCUCAGCAGUAAAGUUAUCCAUAAGAUACCUGCUCACUCAGGUGCAGUUUCUUGUAUGUGGAUGAACGAGCAGUGCAGCACUGUCAUUACAGGCGGCGAGGACAAACAGAUUAUUCUGUGGAAACCCCAGUAUUAACACACACGCACACGCUUACACACACACACACACACACUUGUCAGUCAGGUUCUGUAAAUGCAAUUUAUCACAAGUCUAUUUUCACCAUAUGGUUUCAUGGGUCAAUUUUGAGCAAUGCUGAAAAGCAGGAAAACCAGAUCUCUGUAGCGCCCUUCAUUUAUUUGGUCAACGUUUUAUUGGAAGGUUUAUGACACCGAUAACAGUUUUAAACAGUUACCACCAUUGCCGUAAAAUAACUACAUUGUAUGAUGUCGUUUUAUAUUAUUAUUUUACCAUUUUUACCAGUUUUAAAAAUUGGAAUGUUUUGGAUGUUUUAAAAAAAAACAAAAAAAAUCCAUCAGUAUAAUUACAUCUCUAUAAAAUGAAUAAUAGUUGAAAACUUUGACAGGUUUAAACAACAACAACAACAACAACUAUAAAUGCAAUGGUCUAAAGGCAAUCACGUCACUAUUAUUAUAAUGUUUGUGAUAAAUAUAAUAACUGAAUAAAAUAAUACAUUCCAAAUCGUAACGGAUGGCGCUCAAAGUUUACACAAAAUUCAGAGAUCGACCCGUGGAUCCCUUAUUACAGGUGUUGGAAGUAUUAAAGGAUAUAUAUAAUCACAAUCCAUUUAUUUCAAUACUGUAUAAUAAUAUCACUUAUGUUCGCACAUUGUCAACACAGAAAUAAUACUGCAGUCUUUCUGCUCCGCCCAUGUAAAACAUGCCAAGUUAUCUGUUGUAAACUGGGUCAAAGAUUUGUUUUGCCCCAUGCAUUUGAUUGCAAUUUGGGGGUAUUUACUUGGUUAAGUUAUUGCUUCGUUAAGAUUUGAUGUCCUUCAGGUUUGCUGAAAUCAUGCCACUCUACAGUUUUUGAGCCAUGGAAGUUUUUAAUGUGCCUUAGUUUUUAAUCAUUUGACCUUUUGAGCAUUACUUUUAACACCCUCUUCUUAAAUAUGCUCAUAUCUUCUGCAAUGAUACGAAACAAAUAUGAAAUGUUAUGUAUUGGAACAUAGUAAAAUGAAGGUUAGAGUGAAACAUUCUGUAACAUAAGAAGUUAUAAAACUACAUGGUUAUGGAUGCCUUUCUGUAUAUAAAAAUCAUUUUAUAUUCAUGCACUAUUAUUUAAAACAGAAUGACUAGAAAAAGUGUUCUUCAGUGAAGAGCGUUUUGUGUGCUAUGUAUUAUUCAUUAAAAUGUUCAAAUAAGUCAAUCUCGCAAGUUAUGCACUAUUCUGUAAUCCCUCAAAAGCAUAUUAAAUAGUGACUACAUGAAAAAGUUUCGUUUUGUACAUUUGGUACGCCAGUCUUAAGGAAUGUUUCAAUGUGUAUUACUAAUAUAGAAAUAUGAUCCAUUCUGUAUGUUUUUGGGGUUUUGAUAAUUUGUAAUUUAUUCUCCAUAUUUGCAUAUCAGUUUCAAUCUAUUUUUAUUUUUCCUCAAUGGGAAAAUGCUGGAAUUCCAAGUUUGCAAUGCACUGUUGUUCUUUACCUGUAGGUUAUACUUACAAUAA